GAAGGCCUUAUCCUUCUCCAAUCUCCGUCUCUGGCUCUUGUCACGUGAUCAGAUUUGAAAACAUCAAAAUUCGCAGAGCAAACCGAAAACCCUCUGGAGCCACCGGAGAAGGAGGAUGGUCUCGAGCGCGGAGUCGAGCAGCAGCAGCGCCGGUACUGGGCCUGGUCGUGCUCGCGGGCUGGUCCUCAAGGCGCUGGUGUUACUGGGUGGCGUCCUUUUGCUGAAGCGGCUGAGGAAGUCCACCACCAGAUGGGAUCACGCCGGCGCCGUCACGAAUUCCCUCGUCGGGGAGAAGUUUUCUCGGGAACAGGCUCGCAGGGAUCCUGACAAUUACUUCAACAUAAGAAUGAUUACAUGCCCAGCGACAGAGAUGGUAGAUGGAUCAAAGGUUUUGUACUUUGAGCAGGCAUUUUGGAGGACUCCCCAGAAACCUUUUCGACAAAGAUUUUACAUGGUGAAGCCUUGUCCAAAAGAGAUGAAAUGUGAUGUUGAGUUGAGUUCAUAUGCAAUAAGAGAUGUGGAGGAGUACAAAAACUUUUGUGACCGUCCAAGGGAUCAAAGGCCACAGCCUGAGGAGGUCAUUGGGGACAUUGCAGAACAUCUGACAACUAUUCACCUCUCGCGUUGUGAACGUGCAAAGCGUUGCCUGUAUGAAGGCACAUGUCCGCCGGGUGGCUUUCCUAACACAUGGGGUGGUGCAUUAUACUGUUCGUCUGAACUCACUAUUCACAAAAAUGGCGAAAUACAUACUUGGGACAGAGGAUACGACGAGGGGGGAAAUCAGGUCUGGGGUCCGAAGGCUGGUCCUUACGAGUUUAAGCCUGCAAGACCAUCCAACAACGACGACAUGUUCUUCUCACCUUUGAACUCUCCCCCAACAUUUUCUUUGGAUAAGAUGGAAAGUUCUUUUGUAGUCAACGGGCAGUAACCUUCGCAAUCCAAAUCUAAUAAAACUUAUUUCACUUUUUAUUCUCUCCUAAUACAGGAUCCAACCUUCCAAUAACUCUCGUUAAAUAGAAACAGUUUGAAACACUGUCCUCCCAAAGUUUGCAGCGAAGUACUGAGCAAACUACCAAAUUAGGCCAUUUUGCCGGUGCAAACAAGACGGAUCAUAUUA
Molecule: messenger RNA, 1117 nt
Organism: Zingiber officinale
Lineage: Eukaryota; Viridiplantae; Streptophyta; Magnoliopsida; Zingiberales; Zingiberaceae
Product: chromophore lyase CRL, chloroplastic-like
Exons: 9
Coding region: 116-928 (270 amino acids)
Biological process (GO): protein-phycocyanobilin linkage
Molecular function (GO): lyase activity
Source: RefSeq, a predicted model, not a curated record